Molecule: messenger RNA, 942 nt
Organism: Hyaloscypha bicolor E
Lineage: Eukaryota; Fungi; Ascomycota; Leotiomycetes; Helotiales; Hyaloscyphaceae
Exons: 1
Coding region: 194-892 (232 amino acids)
Source: RefSeq, a predicted model, not a curated record
UCUUGCCUUGCUCUUCUCCGGCCAGGUUUGAGCUUGUUGAAGGAUCAAUUACUGACUAUUCUGGUUCCAGACCGGCCGCAAGAGAACCAGAUCAAGCAAUGCUGCCUCCGUAGGUUCCCCUCUCCUUCUUGCAGCCUGCAUUCAGUUCCAGACCUAACUGAAAAUACUGCAGAAAUCCAACAAGCGUUGCCGAAUGGGUGUUUCUUGGUCUGAUGACGAAACUGUGGAUGAGCAAGAGAGUUUUCUCGACGACUUCAAGUACGAGUGCAGUGACUCCGACGAAUUUAUCAAGUCAGAGACCGGAAACAGCGACGAUCCAGCCAAGAAGAAGCAUAAGAAUAGCGCCAGGCGCAAACACGGCGAACGUUGCCUCCCUGAUCCGAUUAUCAGCCGUGAUAAUGCCAUCGUCGGUCAACCAGAUCUAUCGAAAGUCUCCUUCACUCUCCAGACCGAACGACCUGACCUGAACAACCCCGGAUCAUACCUCCCAUCGGACCCGGUCCUCUUCGAGUAUACCCAGCCCAUCGAUUGGGACGACAAGACCUCAAUCGGUAAGCUCAAUUCCUGGCGUUACCAGGUAUUUAAGCGCACUUGGGGACAGAAGCGGGUAUCUCGCCCUCCGUGGACUAUCAAUGAGCAAACUAAGCUCCUCUCCCUCCUCGACUCUCAUUUGAAGUCUCCUUCAACUGGUGGCAGAUACUCGCACAUCCAGUGGCAGGAGAUCGAACGUGCCUUCAACUCCUUUUUCCAAAAUCAUACUCAUUUGAAGGGUGAGAUGACCGCCGAAACCUCGUAUAACCAACGAGGAAAAGAGAAUACCGCAAAGUCUCGGAUGCUUGUGGCUGACCGUCCACACCUUCAGCGCAGUGCUGGGGCCAUUGAGAACCAGUAAGUGCCCUCUCGAUCUAAAGUUUUGCUUCGGUCGUAUCUUCACCUCCAUGA